AUACAUACAUUUUCCAAAAUAUAUUAUCAGUGUAAAAUAGUUCUUUAGUAAAAUAGUAAAUCAAAAUUAUUAUUCAAUCGUUAUAAACUUAGAAAUUUAUCAAUCGACUUUUUCUCAUCAACAGUUGUGAAUAGAAUUGAGAUAUUCUGACAGUUCAAAUAUUGAAGUAAAUAUCAAUAAAUUUGAGUGAAAUGAAAAAUAACGUAUGAACAAAAUAUAUAAUAAGAGAGAGCAAUGAGGAAGUUUAAAAAAAUGUCAAGAAAUACUUUCAUCAUUAAACAGUUUGUGCUCUUAAGUUUAGUUGUUUGGUGUUCUAUUGUAAAGCCUAUAUUAGGAAAUGCCAUUGACGCUGCUGAGGAAACAACUACAAUAGAAUUUGAUUUAUCAUCAAGAGGAACAUUAAAGUUUGGAGAUAAAUGUGAAGUCACUAGGCAAUGUGGUUUUGCAGGUUCGAUUUGUUUCCAAAAUUAUUGCACUUGUAGCCCAGAACUAAUGUCUACGAAUCAUAUCGAUAAGUGUGGAAAAGCUGUUUCCGUAAAUGAAACAUGUUUUUUUAACGAACAAUGUGAGGACUCAACACCUAAAACUGAAUGCCGUGAUGGCCGAUGCAUAUGUCGUUUUGAAAAAAUUCCGAUUAUAAAAAAAGAUGGAACCAUCGAAUGUGUUGCAAUCAAAGCAGAUGAGUUAGAAACAACAAGCCAAGUCAAUCCGGCUAUGUAUUUAAUUCUGAUUGUAAUGGCACUUAUGUUCAUUAUUAUAUGUGUUGUCCUGCGUUUGUUCAGCAAAGCUCGUUGGAGAGAAAAUAGAACAAUUUUCAAUACUCCUAACCCAAGAUUAAUGAACGUAUCUUUACUGAGAGAAAACAAAUCACUACAUGGAGGAGAACGACGUGGUUCUAAAAUAUCAGUUCGAAUGCCUUCUAGGCAACAUAGUUUAACUUCUCUAAGACAACAUUCCCCAAGUAAUUCAAUAGGCUUAAGGCGUGGAUCCCAUAACAGCAGUAGCAGUUCUAAAGCAUCCAUACGAUCAAAUCACGGUAUAAAACAUUCUAAAACUCACGAGCACAUUUAUAAUGGACAUCAUGAUGUCAUGCAUCAUACAAAUCACAUGGUUUUGACUGAUCCUGCCCAACUUUUCACAGUUAAUCAACAGCAGCAUCAACAGCAUAAAUAUCAGAACUGA
Clunio marinus is the source of this 1182-nucleotide messenger RNA. The record is from the annotation of a GenBank genome assembly. Lineage: Eukaryota; Metazoa; Arthropoda; Insecta; Diptera; Chironomidae.